AUAUUUAGUUUUAUUCUUAGCACUCGGUUUUAUGUCAUAACUUAUUAUUCUAAUAUCUCACUAGAAGAAAUAUGAUCCCUUAUAUUAAUUUAGUCAGUGUCAGCUAUGUUAUGGCUUCCUGGGGCUCAGAAGUUAGUUUGAGUCACUCUGUUUAGAGAUCAGCAAUCUUACAGGCUUUAAGCUGCAUAUAAAACACCUUUCUGUUAUUUCAGUUGUUUAUAGAGGACAUCUCUUGACUGAGACAUUAACCUGAGACUAUUUUAGAUUGAGUGUUUCAUAAGCAUCGCAAGUUAGUUGCUCAGAUCUUUAAGUGAAUUUCUGAUCAAUCUACAGAAGGAACAAGAUUUUAUUAGGCACAGAAAAUACAUUUUUUUCCCCGCCACACUGUCUGCAGGAGAUGGCAGACAACAAACCAUGGGUUCUGAUCUCAGAGAUUGGGGACAAGGGUUUUCAUGAGGACGUCGUUGACAUUAUCAAUCAACACUUCCACAUCGUCUGCCUCAAGGAGUUCCUACAAAACCCGGCCCUGCACGGCCCUAAAAUCCAGGGCAUGUUUAUGUGGAACUUCAGUCCCGCGGCCGAGCCUUCCCUGUUGAGCUGCCUGCCAUCGCUGAAGGUGAUCGCCAACGGAGGAGUGGGCAUCGACCAUCUGGAUGUGCCGUACAUCAACAGCUUUGGGGUGAAGGUCACCAACACUCCCGGCGUGGUGAGCGACGCCACUGCAGACAUGGCCAUGGCGCUCCUUCUGGCUUCAGCACGGACGGUUAUAGAGGGUCACCUGAUAUCAGUUGAUUCUAAGACCACCCAUGUACCACAAAGCCUUAUGGGAGUUGAAGUAACAGGUUCAACUCUGGGGAUCAUUGGAAUGGGACACAUCGGGUACAAAGUUGCUCAGAGAAGCAAAGGUUUCAACAUGAGGAUCCUUUACCACAACAGAAACAGAAGAAGUGUCGAAGAUGAGCAAGCGGUCGGGGCAAGUUACUGCGAGAAACUGGACGACCUGCUGAAAGAGUCCGAUUUCGUGGUGGUGGUGGUGAACCUGACCCCUGACACCACCGGCCUCAUCAGCCACAGAGAGCUGUCGCUCAUGAAACCCACAGGGACACUUGUAAAUGUCAGCAGAGGUCUGGUUGUGGACCAGGACGCUCUAGUCAAAGCCCUGAUGUCUGGAACGAUACGAGCUGCAGCUUUAGACGUCACUCACCCCGAACCACUACCCAGGGAUCAUCCACUCCUCACCCUCCCCAACGUGCUGAUUACGCCCCACAUCGGGACCAACACUCGUGGGACAAUAAGAAAGAUGGUGCAGAUGAUGGUAGACAAUGUUUUGGCAGCAGUGAAAGGCUUAGCUGUUCCUAAUGAGGUCAAAGCAAAAUAAGUUCAUAUUCUGGUGAUGAGAUCAAGAAAAUAUAAUUUUUUUGUCCUUUUUACUUGGAACUUUCACAUGUUGAGCCAAUUCUUUGACAUUUUGAGCUGCGAUCCUGUCAGUUUUAGUCCUGCUGUUACUCAGGAAGACAUUUAUGGGCAGAAAAUAUUUCUCCUCAUAAUAACUGUUUUUUUUGUGCGUCAUAAAGCAGGCACGAUAAAUCUACUGUAUCUUCUUGCCAUUUAUUCACUACCUUUAUUGCUAUACAUAUAAUUAAAAAUAAAUAUAAAUA
Poecilia latipinna (sailfin molly) is the source of this 1658-nucleotide messenger RNA. RefSeq names its product probable 2-ketogluconate reductase. The record is from RefSeq and is a predicted model, not a curated record. Gene Ontology annotation, cellular component: cytosol. The transcript is spliced from 6 exons. The coding region runs from base 398 to 1378 and encodes 326 amino acids. Gene Ontology annotation, molecular function: glyoxylate reductase (NADPH) activity; NAD binding; hydroxypyruvate reductase [NAD(P)H] activity. NCBI's taxonomy places the organism in Eukaryota, Metazoa, Chordata, Actinopteri, Cyprinodontiformes, Poeciliidae.